Eremomyces bilateralis CBS 781.70 is the source of this 2640-nucleotide messenger RNA. RefSeq names its product CBF-domain-containing protein. Gene Ontology annotation, cellular component: nucleus. The transcript has 2 exons. The record is from RefSeq and is a predicted model, not a curated record. Bases 1 to 2640 code for a protein of 879 amino acids. Lineage: Eukaryota; Fungi; Ascomycota; Dothideomycetes; Eremomycetales; Eremomycetaceae.
AUGGGGAAGAAAAGGAAGCCCUUGGAACGAUUUGAGCGUAAUUCGGAGUCGAAGCGCCCCAAAUCCGAGCCAACAUUUGCACCGAAAUCGAAGAAGAGGAAUCUGGACAUAGAAAUUGGAUCAGACUGGCAUGCUGUCCAACUACCCUCCAUCCCGAUCUCCGACUCCGUUGUUCAGCCACCCAAGCGUGUACUAGAUGAAUUGCACAACCAUGCCAACCAGCUCCUCGACGCCGAGGUCGCCAAAUACGAGCAGGAGACCUCGUCCCGGUCGAACUCCACGCAGCGGUUCAUGUCGACCAUCAUGACGUCCGGAACCCUGGAGGAUAAGAUCUCCGCCCUGACCUUGGGCGUCCAGGAGUCCCCGCUGCACAACAAAAAGGCCUUCGAGAGCCUCGUCAGCCUGGCGGACAAGCGCAACCGUGGCCAGUCCCUGAUGGCGCUGGGAGCGAUCAACGAUUUGCUCGCUCAAGGGUCGGUGCUCCCAUCUGACCGCAAACUUCGAUACUUUGCGAAGAAUCCCGCGCUGCUGAGCGCGCUUGAGGGACAAGAUAUGAAGAAUUGGAAGGCGGGCGACGAGCUUCCGGAACCCAUCCGGCCCGCGCACCUGAUCGUGUGGGCGUUCGAGGACUGGCUGAAGCAUACGUUCUUCAAGAUCCUGACAGCGCUAGAGACCUGGUGCAACGACGAAGUCGAAUACUCGCGCAGCCGAGCGCUGACGUACAUUGCCGAUCUCCUGAACGCCAAGCCGGAGCAAGAGGAGAAUCUCCUUCGACUGUUGGUGAACAAGGUUGGAGAUACGAACCGCAAGGUCGCGUCGAAAGCGUCGUUUCUGCUGCUGCAGCUGCAGACCAAGCAUCCGGCCAUGAAGGAGACGGUCAUCAACGCCAUGGAGGCUGACCUGAUUUUCCGUCCGGGUCAAAACGAUCAUGCCAAGUACUACGCGGUCAUCACAUUGAACCAGACGGUGCUCAGCAUGAAGGAGCAGACGCUGGCGAAUAAGCUGUUGGACAUCUACUUCGGCCUGUUCCUAGUAUUACUAAAGAUAUCAGAGAAAAACGAGAACACCCCGGUGGUCAAGGCACCCGAGCCGGAGCAACGGCGCAAAUUCAACAAGAAGAAAGGAAAACCGCUCCCAUCUGACAAGCCGGCGGAAGAGCUCAACGAGAAGCUGGUGUCCCAAAUUCUUGCUGGCGUCAACCGAGCGUUCCCAUUCGCGGAUACCAGCGAUGCGACCUUCGAAGCACACAUUGACACUAUCUUCCGGGUCACUCAUUCGUCCAAUUUCAAUACCGGCAUUCAGGCUUUGAUGCUACUGCAGCAGUUCACCAGCAGAAAACAUCUGGCGGUCGACCGAUAUUACCGGGUGCUCUACGAGUCGCUUCUCGACCCUCGACUUCUGACGUCCUCGAAACAGAUCAUGUAUCUGAAUCUGCUGUACAAGUCGCUCAAAUCGGAUGUUAGCAUCAAACGAGUCAAGGCUUUCGUCAAGCGACUACUGCAGGUCACGACAUUACAUGAGCCUUCGUUCGUCUCAGGCGUACUAUACCUUGUCCAUGAGCUCAACAAGACCAUCCCCAACCUUCAUUCUAUGCUCAGCCAGCCCGAAGAAGGCGCCGACGAUGAACGCGAGCACUUCGUCGACGUCCCCGAAUCCCCUACCGAUGCCCCUCCCCAAACCACCGAUACUGCCCCGCGCCCCCGCUACGAUCCUCGCAAGCGCGACCCCGAACACAGCGGCGCCGAGCACACCUGCCUCUGGGAGCUCGUACCCUACCAAAUCCACUACCACCCGUCCGCGCAGCUCUUCGGCUCCCGCUUCCUCUACUCGGAGGAAAUGCCCCCCAAGCCCGAUGCCACACACCACACGCUGAUCCACUUCCUGGACCGCUUCGUCUACCGUGGCGCGCGCGCCUCCAAGGCGACAUCGACGCGCGGCGUCUCGAUCAUGCAACCGCUCGCGGGCACGGGGGCGGAGGACGUGCUGAUCAAGAGCAAGGCGGGCGGGAUGGCGGAGGCGCCGUUGAAUGAGCAGAGUUUCUGGCAGAAGAAGGUGGAGGAGGUACCGGUGGAUGAGGUGUUCUUCCAUAAGUACUUCAACCAGCCGGCGAACAAGAAGAAGAUGGCGAACAAGAAGAGGAAGGAUGGCGAUGCUGAGGAGGGGAGCGAUGCGGAUAGCGAGAUGGGCGAUACGGAGGUGUGGAAGGCGUUGGUGGAUUCGCAGCCGGAGUUAGAGGAAGAUGAGGAGGAUGCGGAUGAGUUUGAGGAUGACAACGAAGAUCUGGGCAGCGGGUUCAUGGAGGACGAGGAGGACGAAGACGAAGACGAAGAUGCAGAGGUCGAAUUCGGCGACGACCAAGACGAGGGCGAAGAUGCCGAACUGUCCGAAGUCGAGCUCAACCUCGAGAGCGACGACGACAUGUUCGGCAGCAGCGAUGAGGACGGCGAGCUCCCCGACCACAUGAUGUCGGUGCUCGAGGAGGCAUUAGCAAAGGAGCGCGCGCCGACCACUGCGCCGGCCGAGAAGGAGGAGGAUCCGAAAAAGGCGGGCAGGGCGCGGAAGCGGAAGUUGAAGCAGUUGCCGAUGUUCGCGUCGGCGGAUGACUAUGCGAAAUUGCUGGAGGGGGACGAUGAAGAGUAG